Molecule: messenger RNA, 5193 nt
Organism: Anopheles nili
Lineage: Eukaryota; Metazoa; Arthropoda; Insecta; Diptera; Culicidae
Exons: 7
Coding region: 1-5193 (1730 amino acids)
Biological process (GO): regulation of DNA-templated transcription; protein phosphorylation
Molecular function (GO): ATP binding; protein serine/threonine kinase activity
Source: RefSeq, a predicted model, not a curated record
AUGAGACGAAACAAUCGCACCCGUGCCGGAGCUGGAGUGGGUGGAGGAGGACCAGUGGUAGCCAACCCGCCACCUGUGGCAGGUAGACGUGGGCACGAGAAUCGCCUGUGUGAGGACUUUCGCAGUCUCGAGGUAAUGCAGGGCUCAAGCAGCAACAGCACUGCCACUAGCAGCAACAGUGGCCGCAAUCAUUCGUCCUCACAGCGCAAGGAGCAACCAGUGCAGGGCGUACGAUCGUCCGGUCGUAACAACGGCGGCGUAAAUAUGUACAAUUACUCGUCGAACAUGGUUGGUACGCUCAAGCUGUCCUCGCUGCUUGUGUCCAUAAAUGGAAGCAAUGGGAGUGCAGCAUCCGGGGCUGCUAGCAAGCGGAAAGGCCUCUCGGAAUCUAUCCAUCCGGCCACCCUGGUCGAGCACGUGGUUGCGGAUAAAAUGCAGCAGAACAAAUUGCAGCAGCAGCAACAGAAGCAGCGCUUAAAGAUGCUAGCAGGAACAACGGCGACGUCAACGCUCGGGGGAGGCAGCAGCAGUAGCGGUAGCAGCAGCAGCAACAGCAACAACAGCGCCAAAUACCGGCAGACUAGGCAAGCCCCAAUGAUCCUGGAAUCGGACAGUACGAGCGGCGAGGACGAGGACGAGCCAGAUAAUGAUGUGGAGAAGGAAACGACCGGCGGGGGGGCCUUUCGUAUGCGUAGCAAUCGCAACAUGAUCAUGUUCGAUCCGACCGAUUCGGACGGCCAAAAUGGGGAGGACGACGAUGGUGAGACGGACGGUGAGGAACCGGAAGUUACUUCAUCCCCAGCGAGCAGCUGGCCAAGACGAGUGAUGCCUCGUCGGGGCAGCACAAGCAUCGCUAUGGCAGCCUGUGAUACUACGUCGUCCUUGCACGAAGAGGCGCAGGAAGAGGACGAUACCGACGCGUCGAACGAUGGUGUUGUCGAAGGUGGAGAGGAGGAGGAAGAAGAAGAAGAUGAAGAAAUCGGCUACGAUCCGCUGCAGGACACCGAGAUGAUGCAAGAAGCCACCGAGUAUGGGGAGGAGUACGUGGAGGCCGCCAAUGAUAGCAUGUACUCAGAGGGGCAGGACGGGCUGGAGAUCGACGACGAUGGGGAGCUGCUGGAGUAUGCGGAUGGAGAGACGAUCGAGGAGGAGGAGCAGGAGGGACAUGCAGUGACAAAUUCCAUGAACCAAUCGGACAAUGGACAACAGCAGGAAUACGGUAUGCGUGAGGAUGAAGACGAUGAAGUGAUCGACGUAGAGGAGCACGAACAUCAGAUGCAGCUCGAGAGUGGCAAGCAGAAGCAAUGCAAUGGUGGUGGGGGCAGCAACAACAAUAACAACAAUCACAAGGCUGGGGAAGGCGAGCAGGAUCGAUCGGACAGCGUGAUCUACGAAGGCCCCUCCGUUGAGUUUGAUGAGAUGGAGAUGAUCAAAAUUUCGGCCAUCAAUACCAAAGUUCGACUAAACGCGGCUGACAGGGUCAGUCUGGAGGAUUUUGAAAUGUUGAAGGUCCUGGGAACGGGAGCUUAUGGUACUGUGUACAUGGUGCGGAAGCUGACCGGGGUCGACAAGAACAAGAUAUACGCCAUGAAGGUCCUGAAGAAGGGCAUCGUUAGCUUGAAGAAAAAGACGGCCGAGCACACUAGAACCGAGCGACAGGUGCUCGAAGCGAUACAGGAUGCACCCUUUCUGGUUACGAUGCACUACGCCUUCCAGACGGACUCCAAGCUGUACCUGAUUCUGGACUACGUGAUCGGUGGCGAGCUGUUCACGCAUCUCUGCCAAAAGCAUAGCUUCUCCGAGUCGGAAGUGCAGAUCUACAUCGCUGAAAUCAUUGUUGCGAUAGAAUAUUUGCACAAGCUGGGUAUCGUGUACCGUGACAUUAAGCUGGAGAACAUUCUGAUCGACGUGGAUGGCCACGUCGUGCUGACGGAUUUUGGUUUGUCGCGCGAGCUCCUUUACGAGAACGAGCGAACGCACAGCUUCUGCGGUACGGUGGAGUACAUGGCACCUGAGAUCCUGAGAUCGUCCCAGCUGAUAGGACACGAUUCCACCGUCGACUGGUGGUCGGUUGGGGUGCUUACGUUCGAGCUGCUAACGGGUGGAUCUCCGUUCUCGUCAGAGGCAACUCCGGAAACUACACGACGUAUCCUGGAAACCGACGCAGUCAUUCCGGAGAACAUAUCGCCCGAAGCGACCGACUUCAUCCGCAAGCUGCUGGUGAAGGAUCCGAAACGGCGGCUCGGCAGUGGCAAAAACGAUGCGGCCGACCUAAAGUCUCACCCGUUUAUGCAGUCAAUCAACUGGUCCCGGCUAAUCAAGAAGCAGCUCAACUCACCGUUCCCUCCGGUUGUGGAGGACGAACUGGAUACGCGCAAUUUCAGUGCGGAAUUCACCAAUCAAGAAGCGGUUGAAAAGCCCUGCGCUGCGCCAAAGAAUGCUGAUCGCCUUUUCAGGGGAUACUCCUACGUCUCACCGAAGCUAUUGAGCAAGAGUAUCGACGAUCGGAACAAGUUCAUCCCGUAUCAUAACAUGCGCCCCGAGGAAAACUUCAUUAGACAAAGCGCAUCAAAGCAAUCACCGUUUUUCAGGAAGUACGAACUAAUGGAUGAUGCUCCCCUAGGGAUCGGUUCGUACUCCACCUGCCUCAAGUGCCAGCGGUUGCGCCAGAGCGGCAACAAUUUCUACUCCGUCAAGGUGAUGUUCAACCACCCGCAAACGGCGCAGCUCGCAAAACACGAAGUGACCGCUUUGCGCCAGUGCCAAGGGCACCCGAAUGUGGUGCGAUUCAUCGAGCUGCUCGAGGACAGCAACUACGUGUACAUUGUGCUGGAGUACCUCGACGGGGGCGAACUGUUGCAGCACCUCAACCGGCAGUUAACCCAGCUGACGGAGCGGGAAGUGCGCAUCUAUUUCUGCCAACUCGUGGAUGCGGUUGCCUACAUACACCGGCAGGGAUACGUCCACCGCGACCUGAAACCCGAGAACAUCCUGUUCGAGCGGAGGUCCUCCGAUCGGUUGCGCCUCAUCGAUUUCGGGUUCGCCGAACGUCUCGAUGGUGGUAACGAGGCUUCGCACAUACCUGCCGGCACGCUAGGAUACGUGGCCCCGGAGGUGUUGGGUUGCACGCCAUCCUCAAGUUCCUCAUAUGCCCUCGAAGCAACCGACGUGUGGUCACUCGGCGUCGUACUGUACACAAUGCUGUGCGGACAGGCACCGUUCACGCCGCGCCAGUUCUUCGGGCACAAGAAUCUAGCGUCGGCCGCGAGACAUAUGGAAUACAUCUGCGACAAGAUUCGCCGCGGGUCCAUUGAUCUCAGCACGAGUAUCUGGCUGGGUGUGAGCGAUUCCGCGAAAAAUCUGGUGCGAGAUCUACUGACGGUUGAUCCUGACAAGCGGCUCACGAUGCAGGAGCUGUUGAGGCACCGGUGGUUGCAAGAAUCCACCGAGCACCAAGGGCGGCAGCUAUCGAGCCAGGCACAGUUGACCUACCAGCAGUUGAAGGCGAACGUGCGCAACACGUACGAUGCAUUUAAAAUGGCCGAGCGGAGCGGGUUCCGGUUGCGGAAGGAAACUGCCCGAAGGUCACGGGGACCGGUUGGACUAAUGAUGGUACAGCCAGCACAGCGGGAGCGGAUUUCCGAAAGCAACGGGCUUGUUGCUGGUGGCAGCCUGACAAAAUCGAACUCAGUUACGACCGCAGUGCCUAAUCACAACCCACUCAGCAGCAGUAACUGUAGUGCUGCUGGUGGUGUCAAGAACAAACGGACACAUCGACAGAACGGUGAAAUCGAUGUUCCCGAGCUUUCCGGGUCGACCACGAAAUCGAUGGACUCGAAGUACAGCAGCUCGAUCGAGGAAAGCACAUCGAGUGGAAUCGGACGCAGUAAGAGCAGCAAAAGCAGCUUCUCGCAUUCUGGUAGUCCGAUGCGGGACACGUGCAACGGCCGGCAUCUGUCGAAUGGUUCUGUCGUAAUAAUCAUCGACGACGAUGAGGAGGAAGCCAAUAAUAAAGCCGUUGGGGCAGUGCAUCGUCUGCGUGAGGCUGCCGUUGAUCCGUGUGCUCCAGCACGGCAUCCCAUGCCCGACAAACGACUCGUGGUGGAUGCGCAGAGAAAACACCACAAAGCCAUCGGCCAGCAAGUGCAGGCGGAACAAACGGACGAAAUAGUGGCCGACGUGGAGGAAGACGAACCGGAAACGGAUGAGGAAUUUAACGCGUCCGUGUGUAUCAGAAGUCCGAAGGAAGCAGAAAGUAAUAAUAACAACGUUGGUAAAGGUAGGAUAGUGACCAAGCGAAGAAAAUGCGCCGGAGGUACAUCGAAGAUCGCCACGGCAGCAGAGCAGCAACGAACUCCUGUUUGCAACAACGAUCAAGUGGUUAUGGUUUCGAAGGACGCGUGUGAAAAUAUAAUAGGCUUAGCGGUAGGUACAGAAGUAAGGCCAUCGGUGCAACAGGACGCAGCUGUUAUGUGUAGCAAUCAGGAAAGCAUCUCGGAUGAUGCGCUUCGAAAUGAUAAGGAAAACGAGCGACCAAAGGAACCACCUUCGGCGGUUGCCAGUAGUAGUAACGAGAUGCCUGUCCCGAACCGAACGGAAGAGAGUGUUUCUCUUUUUUCAUCGAUAAACACCGAAGCUUGUUCACCAUCCCGUGCAGUUGCCAGUACGCAACGACAAGCGACAGCUUUACAGGUGAAGCAGGAACGAUUCGAUGACGUGUUGGACACCAUGGAGCUUUACUACGGUCCCUUUGAUGGACAGUCGUCGUACGAAUCCGACGAUGACGACGUGGUGUUUGCUGGUUUCGACUAUGUGCUGUCAUUAGUCGAUGAUGAUGAUGAGCAUUUUUUCUCGGGCUACGAUUUGGAAGAGAGCGAGAUUUUUUACGGGUUUACGCCAUUUGACUUGACGAACACGGUUCAGCCAGAUGCCGGCGCUCAACCAUCGACAUCGCGGGUGAGGAUAGAGGUUGAAAUGUCCGCAAAUCAUGUCCAUCGUCUGGACUUACGGGGGGUGGGCAUUAGCAAUCCCACUGAACCCGCGAAACGUAUAAUGAAAAGACGCCCGGAGGUGUGUGCAGACGAACCUCGGCCAAAGCGUUUGCGCCAAAUGGAGCGAAAAAACUACUCACUUACACGGCGGAGAAACCGGUAUGAUACCUCGUUCGAACUAAAUACGAGUGAAGUUUUUUAA